Molecule: messenger RNA, 1626 nt
Organism: Habropoda laboriosa
Lineage: Eukaryota; Metazoa; Arthropoda; Insecta; Hymenoptera; Apidae
Gene: swi2
Product: protein singed wings 2
Exons: 10
Coding region: 223-1614 (463 amino acids)
Cellular component (GO): extracellular matrix
Molecular function (GO): protein binding
Source: RefSeq, a predicted model, not a curated record
UCGAGUGGAGAGGACCAGCUUCGAUUUUCUUAUUAUCAUUACCAGCCCUCAGUUGACACUUGUGCACCAUUCUAACAUGAUCAUUUUACAUUUUAUCUAUUUGAACGAUUAAAAAUCUUAAAAUCGAUGGAAAAUUCGUGAUUAUUCUCCCCAAAAUUCAAAUAAAUCUUUCUGUUAUAAGUGUACCAUUAUUAUUCAAUUUGUAAUAAAAAACAGGUAAAAAUGUGGAAAAUAUCAGGCUACUUUCUUUUGGUGAUGUUUUUCUGGGUGAAUCUACGAUUUUCAUGUGCGAACUCGGGCGAGGAAAACUGUGAUUUGCGUCAGGAGAAGUCAAACACAAGCUUGGAGUGUAAUUUCAAGGAACAUCGUCUAAUUUGUUUUCACGGGUUAGAGGAUAAAUGGAAGACCGGAGACGAGAACGUGCGAACUCUGGUGCUUUGCUAUUGGCCUACGGAGACCUUCGAUCCUACGGACGUUUUGCAGGGAUUUCCCUCUUUGAAAAAGCUAGUUAUUGAACAAAGCAACUUGACUAAAUUGAUAUCACCUUUUCCAAGUGAAAAUCAAUUAAUUGAGAAAAUAGAGAUAAUUGGGACGAAAUUAAAGAAUCUCCCAGAAAAUGUAUUUCUCAAUCUUUCAAACUUGAAAAUUCUCGACUUUCGGAAUAACAGCCUCGCAGAAGUCGACGCUGAAAUUUAUAAUGUUUCUUCCUUACGUCAUAUUUAUCUUUCUGGUAAUCCAUUAAAAUGCACGGAGAGCACAAAAUGGAUACUGGACCAAGAAAAAUGUUCUUUAGGUCACAAAGUGGCUGACAAAGAGAGUCUACGUUGCACAGUGCCAUACGAUGGUAGACCACUGAUACCAGUAGUAGAAAUACUCAAAACGCUAAAAGAGGAAUGUACAAAAACUGUAUGCGAGUGUGAACUGGUGUACGUGGUUGGCAAUGGAGGAAAGCACAUCCAGAAACAACUUAUGGCUUUUGUUUCGGUGAACUGUAGCUAUCGUGAACUAACGGAGAUGCCGAGCUUUUUGCCUGCGAAUACGACCACUCUUCAUUUAUCUGGAAACAAGAUACAAGAUCUAAGACCACUCACGACGAAUCCUGCUUACAGAGGAGUGAUAGAUCUGUAUCUGGAUGACAAUCUGAUCGAGUCAAUUGUUCAACUGGAGGGAUCUAGUUGGGUGGAUCGUUUUCGAUUGCUCAGUCUUCGUGGAAACAAACUGACCGAUCUGCCAACGUAUGCUUUGGAAAAUGUGCUACAACACAACGGAAACGCUGUGAGUUUGUACCUUGGAAGAAAUACUUGGAGAUGUGAUUGUCUUUUUACUCCAGGUUUUCAGGACCUCCUGAUCAGAUAUACAAGUUUGGUAAAAGACAUUAACGAUGUCAGGUGUUCACCUAACAACGGAGACGAUAAUUCUAAUAAAAUUAUAAAGGACCUGAAACGCACUGAAAUUUGCGUCUCUCCGGAUGAAGAUCCCCUACUUCACCCCCUAGACGUUCUAAACAUUAUUUUGGCGAUCCUAAUAUUUUUAAUCAUUGGAAAACUGCUCUACGACUACUGGUGCUUCAGGAAAACAGGCAAAUUGCCUUGGAUUGUCGCCAAAAUACCAUAAAAGAAGAGUACC